GUGACAUGUGCCCCCGGACUGAUGAAGUGCCCCGGAUCUCACAUGUGCAUUCCGAAAGCUUGGACCUGCGAUGGAGAUAAGGACUGCCCAGAUGGGGCAGAUGAGAGUGUAGCUGCUGGGUGCGUGUACAACAAUACAUGCGGUGAUGGGGAGUUCAUGUGCCAGAAUCGACACUGCAUACCCAAACACUUUGUCUGUGACCAUGAUAAUGACUGUGGGGACGGUUCUGAUGAGUCUCCCGAGUGCGAGUACCCAACGUGUGGACCCCUGGAGUUUCGCUGUGCUAAUGGCCGCUGCCUCAUCAACAGCCAGUGGGAGUGUGACGGAGAGUUUGACUGUCAUGAUCUGUCAGACGAGGCUCCCAGGAACCCGCACUGCUCCGGUCCUGAUAAAGAGUGCAAUAACUCCUUCUUCCUGUGUAAGAGUGGGAUUUGUAUCAACGAGACCUUCCUGUGCGAUAACAGUAACGAUUGUGAGGAUGGUUCCGAUGAGCUGAACUGCUUCAUCGAUGAGUGUCUGAACAAGGAGCUGAGCGGCUGCUCGCAGGAAUGCGAGGAUCUCAAGAUCGGAUUCAAACUCGUGGGAGUGUAA
Molecule: messenger RNA, 591 nt
Organism: Rhincodon typus (whale shark)
Lineage: Eukaryota; Metazoa; Chordata; Chondrichthyes; Orectolobiformes; Rhincodontidae
Product: low-density lipoprotein receptor-related protein 1-like
Exons: 5
Coding region: 22-591 (189 amino acids)
Cellular component (GO): plasma membrane
Molecular function (GO): protein binding
Source: RefSeq, a predicted model, not a curated record